CCGCCAUGUCGCGCUGGCCUCGUCUCGCCCGCGCCACCUCGAUCCCUCCCUAGCUCUGCUCCCCCACUCCCUGGCCGACACGCUACCGCGCCGUAUUUAAGGCCGCCGGGCUGGUGCCCGCCGCCCAUCACUCCGCUCCAUUACUCCAUCCGCAGUCGAGCGUCCCGAUCCGUUAAUGGCGUCUCCUGCGCCCGUCAAGAAGGUGCUGGUGCCGAUCGCCGCCGGCUCCGAGCCCGUGGAGGCGACCGUCCCCAUCGACGUCCUCCGCCGCGCGGGCGCCGACGUCACCGUCGCGGCCGCGGGCGGCGGCGGCCUGCUCGUCGACGCCAUGUACGGCGUCAAGAUCGUCGCGGACGCCAGCGUCGCCGACUGUGCCGACGCGUCCUACGACCUCGUCGCUCUCCCCGGAGGGAUCCCCGGCGCGGCCAACCUCGGCGGCUGCACCGCGCUGGAGAGCGUCCUGAGGAGGCACGCGCUCAAGGGGGACCUCUACGCCGCCAUCUGCGCGGCGCCGCCGCUCGCCUUGGCGCGCUGGGGCCUGCUCAACGGCGUCAAGGCAACUGCUCAUCCGGCGUUCGUCGACAAGUUCCCGGGCGAGGUGACCGCCGUGAACGCCAACGUGGUGGUCGACGGCAAGGUCGUCACAGCCCGUGGGCCGGCGAUGGCGAUGGAGUUCGCUCUCGCCUUGGUGGAACAGCUCUACGGGAAGGAGAAGGUUGACCAGAUUGCCAAACCAAUGCUUGUCAGAUAUGAACCUGGGUAUACCUUCAAGGAGCUCAACCCGAUCCGAUGGCAGUGCAGCGGCACGCCCAAGGUUCUGAUCCCUCUCGCCAACGCGAACGAGGAGGUGGAGGCGAUAACGAUCAUCGACGCGCUGCGGCGGGCCAACGCGGACGUCGUGGUGGCGUCGGCCGAGGAAGGCGUCGAGAUCGUCGCGCGCCACAACACGAGGAUCGUCACCGACGUGCUGCUCGACGCCGCCGCCGGCCAGCGGUUCGACCUGAUCAUCGUCCCGGGCGGCAUGCCCGGCGCGAAGACGCUCGCCGGCAAGGAGAAGCUCGUCGCCUUGCUGAAGAAGCAGGUGGAGGCGAACAGGCCGUACGCCGCCAUCGGCGCCGCGACGGCUCAGGUGCUCGAGCCGCACGGCCUCCUCAAGGGCAAGAAGGCGACGACGGGUACGUCCAUGGCGGGCCUGCUGGCGGACGCCAGCGAGUGCGAGAACAGAGUGCUCAUCGACGGGAACCUGAUCACGAGCAGGAGCCCCGGGACGGCCAUGGAGUUCGCGGUGGCCGUCGUGGAGAAGCUGAUGGGGCGCGAGGCGGCACGGGAGGUGGCGGAAGGCUUGCUCUUCGUCUGAGCCCGGAGCGAGGCGGAAGCGGGGGCUCGGCGCCCUGACAGGACGGCUGGCUGGAAGCUCUGCGCCUGUGCCCGUGUGAACGAACUACAUCUAAUUCCAUCCAUAAAACGAAUUUUGCCGCGAGCACGCUACGCGUCGAAACUGCCCCUGAAUUCCUCGACGAACAAACCAACCUGCCGUUGGGCACUUGAAUGGAGUAGUACAACACAUUGCUUAUGGCGAAAAUGAUGGUUCAAACAAAGACUUUCGACAUCAUUUUCAACCAGAAACCUGUGAAAAGAAUUUAAUGGCCACAUCAUUUUCAAACGGAAA
Messenger RNA from Panicum hallii, 1669 nucleotides. Its product is annotated as protein DJ-1 homolog B-like. The transcript is spliced from 8 exons. The coding region runs from base 176 to 1357 and encodes 393 amino acids. Gene Ontology annotation, cellular component: cytosol; nucleus. NCBI's taxonomy places the organism in Eukaryota, Viridiplantae, Streptophyta, Magnoliopsida, Poales, Poaceae. Gene Ontology annotation, molecular function: protein deglycase activity. Gene Ontology annotation, biological process: guanine deglycation, glyoxal removal; protein deglycation, glyoxal removal. The record is from RefSeq and is a predicted model, not a curated record.